This is a messenger RNA of Neocloeon triangulifer, 1273 nucleotides long. RefSeq names its product E3 ubiquitin-protein ligase RNF170-like. NCBI's taxonomy places the organism in Eukaryota, Metazoa, Arthropoda, Insecta, Ephemeroptera, Baetidae. The record is from RefSeq and is a predicted model, not a curated record. The transcript has 5 exons. Gene Ontology annotation, molecular function: ubiquitin protein ligase activity; metal ion binding. The coding region runs from base 153 to 890 and encodes 245 amino acids.
CGUAAAUCUCUGGCAACGAAAAAUCAAAACAACAAGAAGAAAAAACACAUUCAUGAACAUGCAAUGAAGAAUUUGUGCAUGAGCGUCGCUUUUAUUUACGUCUGAAAUUAAGACAAUUAGCUUCAAAUUAAUGAGAUCUGUGAUCAGACAGCAUGAUUGGAGUUGGAGAUGAGGUGGCCGUCUUCGUCGCCUGUUUGCCUCUGAUCACCCUUUUAAUUUACUGCUCAAUUCUCAUCAGACGGAAGUACUUCGGAAGCAACAAUCCAUCAAUUGCCGCAAUGCAGCCGCCAAGCCCACGGCAGCAGGAAUUCCCUCGAGAGUCCUUCAACUACGCCGACUACACCUGCCCCAUCUGCAUCACUCAAAUCGACCUACCUGUCGAAACAAAUUGUGGACACAAAUUCUGUGGUUGUUGCAUUUUGGAAAACUGGAGGGUUUGGCGUCGAGAACACAUCGGACCGCUCAAAUGUCCACUUUGUCGGACGUCUGUCCGCAUGAUCCUACCCCUGUUCUCAAACAACAAUGGCUCCCCUGCUGGUGCUGACCCGCAUCUCAGGCAGAGAGAGGUCAUCAACAGGGUCAACAGAUACAACAGCAAGCACGCCCACGGCCGAAAUUUGAUCCAAAUGAUGAGAGACGCUCCGGUUUUGUUGAGGCACCUCCUCGUUGAGCUCCGAGAAAUGGGCGGACUGAGCCAAUUGUUUGUUGCCAAGUUGGUGGUUUGCAUUCUCAUCACAGGAAUCUACCUUGUGUGCCCCAUCGACAUGCUGCCAGAAGCCUUCCUCGGGUUUCUCGGACUCGUGGAUGACCUGUUGGUGGUUAUGCUUUUCUUCGUCUACGUCUCCAGAAUGUACUACGGAAUCGUCCAAGACAGAGCCGUUGCUGACUGAAAAAUUUGUCGUCAACCGAGUUGUGAUCACAAAAUCCAGUGAAGAAUAAUUUUCCUGAUCAAUUUACGUAGUGGAUUAUUUAAUGAUAAGUCUUUAUGGGAAUGUUCUUCUUUUUUAGUAAUGUGGAAAUUUUUGAACCCUCAAAGAGGGCCUUGAAUUUUCUACACGACUAAAGCAGGAUCUAAAGUGGAGAUAAAAACAUUUUAUUUAAUUAGACUGGCUGUUUUAAACCCUUUUCAACAAUUCUGUUUCGCUCUCUGCUCUGUGCUAGGUUAAAUGUAUUUUUUUUUUCUCAUUGGUUGCAAUCAUGAAAUAAAAGACUGUCGCGUUUAAAAGUGCACUUAUAACAACAAUAUAGCGUAGCUCUUUUUAUUCUUCACUUA